Molecule: messenger RNA, 1232 nt
Organism: Sesamum indicum (sesame)
Lineage: Eukaryota; Viridiplantae; Streptophyta; Magnoliopsida; Lamiales; Pedaliaceae
Product: large ribosomal subunit protein uL18
Biological process (GO): ribosomal large subunit assembly; translation
Cellular component (GO): ribosome; cytosolic large ribosomal subunit
Molecular function (GO): 5S rRNA binding; structural constituent of ribosome
Source: RefSeq, a predicted model, not a curated record
AUUUCGUAAUUUAGAUGAUCUCGCAAUUGAGUUUCUAGGGUUUAGCUAUAAAUCCUUCGCCGAACGUUGUUGUCUGUCUCUUCACUAGCACGACGCAGCUUCACUCUCACUUCAACAAUGGCCUUCGUCAAAGCACAAAAGUCAAAGGCAUACUUUAAGCGAUACCAGGUCAAAUAUAAGAGAAGGAGAGAGGGGAAAACGGAUUACAGGGCUAGGAUUCGUCUAAUCAACCAGGACAAGAACAAGUACAAUACUCCCAAGUACCGGUUCGUCGUGCGAUUUACGAAUAAAGAUAUUGUUGCACAAAUAGUGUCCGCUAGUAUCACUGGAGAUAUGGUUCUGGCUGCAGCAUAUGCCCAUGAGUUGCCUCACUAUGGACUUGAAGUUGGUCUUUCAAAUUAUGCUGCAGCUUAUUGUACUGGGCUGCUUCUGGCUCGCCGUGUCCUGAAAAAGCUUGAGAUGGAUGAUGAGUACCAAGGCAACCUGGAGGCUACUGGAGAGGAUUAUUCUGUUGAACCGGCAGAGAGCCGAAGGCCAUUCCGUGCACUACUUGAUGUUGGCCUAAUUAGAACAACUACUGGGAAUCGUGUUUUUGGUGCUCUGAAGGGUGCACUGGACGGUGGAUUAGAUAUUCCUCACAGUGACAAGAGGUUUGCUGGAUUUUCUAAGGAUUCUAAGCAGCUUGAUGCAGAGGUUCACAGGAAGUACAUUUAUGGUGGUCAUGUUGCAUCAUAUAUGACGACCUUGAUGGAAGAUGAACCAGAGAAGUAUCAAUCACAUUUCGGUUUAUAUGUCAAGAAAGGACUUGAGCCAGACAACCUUGAGGAACUCUACAAGAAAGUUCAUGCAGCCAUUCGUGCUGAUCCAACUGCUAAGAAAUCUGAGAAACAGCCACCAAAAGAACACAAGAGGUACAACUUGAAGAAGCUCACAUACGAGGAAAGAAAGGCUAAAUUGAUCGAACGCCUAAAUGCUCUCAAUGCUGCUGCUGGGGCUGAUGAAGAUGAUGAUGAGGAUGACGAGUGAGAGAUUUUUUGGAAGAAUUUCUGCAACUUCUAUUUCCUUACAAGAUCGAGACACCUACUGCUAACUGGAAUUCUAUACCUGGAAUUAUUGUCAAUUUUGGGAGAACCUGUUUACUAGUAUUGUUGCUUGGAUUUCUCGUUUAGUGAGACUAGCAUUGGAUAUUUGUUCACCGUGAAAUGCAAUUACAUUACUUGGUUUAUUUCCUA